Carassius carassius (crucian carp) is the source of this 2525-nucleotide messenger RNA. It is a transcript of the gene fam43b, whose product is annotated as family with sequence similarity 43 member B. The record is from RefSeq and is a predicted model, not a curated record. The transcript has a single exon. Lineage: Eukaryota; Metazoa; Chordata; Actinopteri; Cypriniformes; Cyprinidae. The coding region runs from base 624 to 1568 and encodes 314 amino acids.
CUUGAAAGGUAGUGAAAUUAUAGCUGAUUAGAAAGUGAUUCAUCCUUUCAACUGUGAACACGUUCAAAUGUCAUGAAGCAAAUGUCUCUUCAGUCGUUUUAGGAUCUGCAGCCUACGCACUUGCUCACUGGACAUUUAAUAACCACGUUAACGUGCUUGUUCUAGCACCUUCUUUCAUUUGCAGCCGUUACGUAAAGUCCUUUCCUGGAGUUUUUCCAGAGGCUGAAUGAAAUAUAUUAGAGCUGGGAGUUGUGAUGGUAUACAUCGAUGGUAGAAAUGACUCCCAGCAUGUCAAAGCAUUCUCAUAGGGCACACUGACACGAGGAUGAACCCUCUUCUUUUGCCUCAGGGUCAGAGUCUGCACAACAGACCAUCAGGUGAGACAGUGAGGGGUUUGAAGGAGUUAAAUGAGGACCGCUGAGGCUCCAAGCCCAGCGCUGAUCAGCACUCAGUGAUGCAGGAGGAGGAGGAAGAGGAAGGAGGAGCGAGCAGAGCAGCUGAGCCUUUCUGCUUUCAGUCUCUUGUCAGCGAAUGCCAGAGCAGUUUCCUUUUCUGUGCUUCUCUGAAAAACACACAUACCAGAACACUCUUCAUUGCUGAAUCCUUUCCUCUCCACCCUGAUCAUGCUGCGCUGGAAAAGGAGCAAGUUUGUGCUGGUGGAAAAUGAGUCCAAAAGCAAGCCAAAAAGUCUUGGAGCUGGACUGACUUAUCAUUCUCUGCUUUCGACUUUGCUCCACUCCUGUCCGGACCUCGUUCCUGACUGCCCGUUUCACUGGCUGGGAAGUGUUUUUCACAGCAAACGCCAGAAAGUGGAGCUCAACAAAGAGGAACCCACCUACAACGUGCGUUACCUGGGAAGCGUGGUCACCAUCAUGGCUAAAGGUGAAGAUUGCACGCAGGAUGCAGUGGCUAAGAUUUGGACUCGCAGCAGCUAUGGCGAACAGAGCGCCAAGAUGAAGCUCACAGUCGGGCCGCACGGCAUCCGCAUGGGGGUGGAUAAAGGCGGCAAAAAGAAGCCCGUCCACCAUUAUUCGCUCAACCGUAUCACAUACUGCACCGCUGAUCCCUUCCGUCCAAAGAUCUUUGCGUGGAUUUACAGGCAUCAGGUGAAGAAUAAAGCGGUGGUUCUACGAUGCCAUGCCGUUCUGUUGGCGAAGGCAGAAAAGGCCAGAGCAUUGGCACUUAGCCUGUACCAAAACUCAACGUCAGCAUUUACAGAGUUCAAGCGACUAAAGCGGCAAUCCGACUUCCGCCAUUGCCAGCAGCAGCUGUUGGGUGAGGACAUUGUGCCUCUUAUGCCUCUUCGGAGACUUCUGAACGGCAAGUGCCACUACCAGCCACCUGCAGAAAAGCCUGGAAGCGCCACACGGCUCUCCUCAAUUACUGAGGAAGAGGAGGAGGAUGAGGAUGGACAGAGGGAUGGUGAAUCCUUCAACACGAAAAACACAGGCACUCUCAGUCCUUCUUCUCCUCCAGAGAGAGAUCUGGGGAAGAUCGUAAAUCGACUGGAUGAGGUUUCGAUUACCAGCUGGGAUGAAGCACAGAUGACUAUCAGCACUCUGGUGUGACGUCAGAUGGAUACAAAUUAGUGUCCUCACCACUGAGCCUCUGUCCUGUCGCCUUUCCCGCCAACCCACUCUUGUCUGGUACGUCCAUUGAUGCACCGUGAAACAGCUCUCCGAAACCCGGGAUAAGGUCCGUUGGCAGCCACAAGGAAGCGUUACACGAGCUGCAUGGAGAAGAAGAGCCAGAAGAAGCACAAUAUAAGGAAGACCACAGGUACACCAAUCAUCCAGAGUUGGUCAAGAGCGUACACCGAAAAGCCUUUAUCUACCCCUGACGUCGAGUAAAGCCUAAACCACACAUCCAAAGAUGAUAAAGCAUUCAUCUCGUACUCACGGCACAGAGUGAUUUUGUGAGUUUGUGCCAUGAGAUUUAGACUGAUGAACUAUGACAAGGAACCGUAAAAUGUGACUUUUUGUAUGCCCAGAUGGUUCAUAACUGUCCCCCGGUGACCUCUUUCAACUGGCUCAACUUCAGUGAGAUGCGGUUAAAGCCGUUUUAUUGGCAUUGGGAGAAGCACUAAUGAAUUAAACCAUAACUUAGGAAUCGAGCCAUUGACUUGACAUGUUUACUGCUACCAUUCGUCAUAGCUCUGAUAAUCAGUAAUGCAUAACAAGUGGAGGCAUCAUCUGUGACGUCUGAGAUGAGCCUUUUAAAACAUUUAUAAAAGGUAUCUGUUUUACACUGUGAUUUGUCUGGGACCAAAUGACAGCAAUGUAUAUUGUAUUUAUACAAAUUGUAAUUCAUGCUGAAUAUGUGUUGGUGUAAUGUAGUCAUAAAAACUCAUUUCUAUGCUGUUCACAUGAAGAUCGUAGCUCCCAUCUGUCAACUCUGGCAUGUGUUUUUGUAAUUUCAGCACAUCGUAUUAAUCCUCUGGAAACUGAUUGGGGGAAAUGGUGAUUUUUCUACUACUUUCAUCUUUUUCUGCACAAUGGGACACUGUCAGUGUGAAAAAUUGCCAA